Neofelis nebulosa (Clouded leopard) is the source of this 1932-nucleotide messenger RNA. RefSeq names its product myosin light chain 10 (gene MYL10). Gene Ontology annotation, cellular component: cytoplasm; mitochondrion. Lineage: Eukaryota; Metazoa; Chordata; Mammalia; Carnivora; Felidae. Gene Ontology annotation, molecular function: calcium ion binding. The record is from RefSeq and is a predicted model, not a curated record. The coding region runs from base 1274 to 1777 and encodes 167 amino acids. The transcript is spliced from 7 exons.
AGCAUGGCAGUCCUGGCCCCAGAUCAGGGUGGAGGAUUUCAUCAGAGGUCUCAGGGAGGUCAGGGAGGUGAGCAUCGGGAUGGGCAGAACCUUCCCGAAGCACCCUUCUGGAACGACUAGAAAGAGAGACUCAUCCUGGCACCACCACUUAUCGGCCUUGGAUGAGUGACUUUACCCCGUGUGAGCCUCAGUUUCCUCACCUGGAAAAUGGGGCGAGGAUUCACUGGGAGGACACGUUUUAGAACAUGGCCUGCCCUUCUGUGUUUUAUAAAUGUUAGCUACUCAUCACAUCCCCUCCCCCAAGGCAGGGAUCAGCCGUACUGGGGCCCGGAGGCCUGGAGACCAGCUCCGGGGACAGUUAAGCUGUGCAGUGCCUGGAGACGGGUGGGCUCACUGCCUGAGCCCAGCAAUGCCGGCCCUGGCAGCCGAUCAGACGUGGUGGGUCCCACAUGGGAGCCAACUUGGCCGGGCAGACGGGGGCUGCUGGGCUGCCCUGGACACAUGGGGGCCUGCCAGGGGCAGGUGCGGACUCGGCUUGGCCCAUCUCCUGGAGAAUCCUUGGGCGGGGUCGGGCCUUGGUAGAGAUGGGCCACAUCCGGGGGCUUGUCUGGCCAGAGAGGAAUGGGGAUCUGAUUUUCCGGUUCUUCCCCGUCUCCCCCUCUCUCCACUUUUCUUUUGUCCGUCUCUUUGCGUUUUCAGCUCCCUGGACAUUGUCGACGGACGGAGGGCUGGAGCGGGUAAUGGGAUGACCACGAGGCAGUAGUCGUCUUGCUUGAGGGGCCUUGUGGGUCAGGCUGAGGCAGAAACCCUCUCCCCAGGCUGACGGGGGUGACACGUGCUUGCCUGCCACUUUUCGCCGGGGGUUGGUGACCCACUGAGAGGCACAUAGCUCAAGGGGCUGGGCCAUGUUGCAGCCCUGAGUUUCCCCAGCUGGUGCGGGGUGGCCCUGCCUUGGAAGUUCUCCUGACCUCAGAUGGCCCGAGGCCAAGUCCUCCCAGCUAGUUCCUGGCCUCAACAUGCUGUGUGUCCUCGGCCGAGUGCCCCUUCCCGGGCCUUUGUCCCUUGGGUGCAGAGAUCCGGUUGGCCCAGUAUAGGCGGAGAUCCUGUGGUUUGGCCCACCCACUCCGAGUGGCCCCAGACAGGUGCCUGGCAGGGAGGCCUUCAUCCUGUCCUUUGUCACCUUCCAGACUGUUGUCCGGAUCUGGAGCACUAUUUAAAGAGCCUUCCCUGAGAACCCCCAGUGCUGCUGCGUCGAGAGGGAGCACUCCAGACCAUGGCACCGAGAAGGGCCCGCAAGAGAGCGGAGGGCGGAGCCAGCUCCAAUGUCUUCUCCAUGUUUGAUCAGUCCCAGAUCCAGGAGUUUAAAGAGGCCUUCACCAUCAUGGACCAGAACCGGGAUGGCUUCAUCGACAAGGAGGACCUGAGAGACACCUUUGCUGCCUUGGGCCGCAUCAACGUGAAGAACGAGGAGCUGGAGGCCAUGGUGAAGGAGGCCCCCGGGCCCAUCAACUUCACCGUCUUCCUGACCAUGUUCGGGGAGAAGCUGAAGGGUACGGACCCAGAGGAGACCAUUCUCCACGCCUUCAAGGUGUUUGACACCGAAGGGAAAGGUUUCGUCAAGGCCGAUUUCAUCAAAGAGAAACUCAUGACCCAGGCGGACCGGUUCAGUGAGGAGGAGGUCAAGCAGAUGUUCGCGGCUUUCCCUCCAGACGUGUGUGGCAACCUGGACUACAGGAGCCUGUGCUACAUCAUCACCCACGGCGAAGAGAAGGACUAGGGGUCCAAGGGCCCCCCCCCACCUUCGGAGGCGGCAAACACCGGCGGUGUUUCGGGGGUGGCCACUGGGGAGGCCCCGCAGCCAAUGUGUGUAAAGAAAAGGCUCCCCUCGCCCGGUGGGCUGGGGGCAAAGCAAGAAUAAAUCGUGCAAGCAAG